Molecule: messenger RNA, 1477 nt
Organism: Brassica napus (rape)
Lineage: Eukaryota; Viridiplantae; Streptophyta; Magnoliopsida; Brassicales; Brassicaceae
Product: transcription factor MYB96
Exons: 3
Coding region: 236-1240 (334 amino acids)
Biological process (GO): response to auxin
Source: RefSeq, a predicted model, not a curated record
UCUCUCUCAUCUAUCUUUCUCACUUUUCUAUAAAUAUAACCUUCAGCUCUCUCCAAUUCUUCAGACAAAACGAAACCCUUGGACUUUCUUUGUCUUAAUCCUCAAAACUUUCUGAAACCUUUCUAAAAGAAAACCACGAAGUUUAAGAUUUUGUUCUAUAAGCUUUAUCAAAACCCUUUAAAAGGGAUAAUUUCUUGCCCUAAGCUAGCUAUAUAUUUUCGUAUAGAAAGGACAAAUGGGAAGACCACCUUGUUGUGAAAAGACUGGAGUGAAGAAAGGGCCAUGGACACCAGAGGAAGACAUCAUCUUAGUUUCUUAUAUCCAAGAACAUGGUCCUGGAAACUGGAGAGCUGUCCCUACUAACACAGGUCUGAGAAGAUGUAGCAAGAGCUGCAGAUUAAGAUGGACUAAUUAUCUUCGACCCGGUAUUAAGCGUGGAAAUUUUACUGAGCAUGAAGAAAAGAUGAUUGUUCAUCUUCAAGCCCUUUUAGGCAACAGAUGGGCAGCCAUCGCAUCAUACCUUCCAGAAAGGACAGACAAUGAUAUAAAGAACUAUUGGAACACUCAUUUGAAGAAGAAACUCAAGAAGAUCAAUGAAUCUGGUGAAGAAGAUAAUGAUGGCUUCACUUCAUCACACACUAUUUCACAAAAGCAACAUCACAGCUCAAACAAAGGUCAAUGGGAGAGAAGACUUCAGACAGAUAUCAACAUGGCAAAGCAAGCUCUAUGUGAGGCUUUAUCUUUAGACAAAAAACCAUCAUCAAAAUUUUCUCCAUCAUCAUCAUUGUCAAUCAUACCACAAAACAUCCCUAGCUUCUCUUCUUCUUCCUCUACCACCACCACAAUCACCACUACUACUCAAUGCCUAUCAGGGGUAUAUGCGUCAAGUGCUGAGAAUAUCGCUCGGUUGCUUCAAGAUUUCAUGAAAGACACACCAAAAUCAUUAACUCUAACAUCCUCAUCAUCACCGGUUUCAGAGACCGGACCACUUGUUUCAGCAGCUACCGAAGAAGGCGGAGAAGGGUUUGAACAGUCUUUCUUUAGCUUCAAUUCCAUGGAAGAAACUCAUAAUUUGACUCAGGAGACAAGCUUCUUCCAUGACCAAGAGAGCAAACCGGUGAUAACAAUGGAGCAAGACCCUGGUUUGAUAUCGCAAGGAUCUUUAUCUUUGUUUGAGAAAUGGUUAUUUGAUGAGAAUAUGGUUGCCAUGUCGUUAGAAGGACAAGAAGCGAUGUGCUAGAACUAAAUCAAGUGGGAUAUUUCUAGAAUAUGAGAGUUAAUUAGUUAUAAGUAUUAACCUAUAAUAUGUAUGCUUAUAAUUGCAUUAGGGUUUUAGAGUCUUUAGGAGCUUUUAGCUCUACAACACUCUUUUCCCCUUUUGGUGAUAUAAUCUAUUUUUCUUUUUAAUUGUAUCUUCAGAACGUAACACAAAGGGUGUACGUGUACCCAUCUAAUUUAUUAAUGAAUGUGUUUUGUA